Molecule: messenger RNA, 1959 nt
Organism: Otolemur garnettii (small-eared galago)
Lineage: Eukaryota; Metazoa; Chordata; Mammalia; Primates; Galagidae
Gene: CCDC81
Product: coiled-coil domain containing 81
Exons: 15
Coding region: 1-1959 (652 amino acids)
Cellular component (GO): centrosome
Molecular function (GO): DNA binding
Source: RefSeq, a predicted model, not a curated record
AUGCUGGACACUAUAGCCCCGGCUUUGCAGGACCUGGGCAGGCACGUGCUGCCCACGCUGCCUUCGCUGAGCCAGGCGGAAGUUGCCACGAUCUGGAACAAUGUGUCGGAAUUUGUGGAACGGCAGCUAACCCUGCACAAGGGGGUUCACAUUUCCGGAUUUGGAACUUUUACUUUCACGAGGCAAAAGACUGAUGUGGGACACAGCAAGUUUGUUCUAAUCCAGAGGCCUGUGUUUGUCAUGUCGGAGAAAUUAAUACAGCUCCACGGACUCAAACAAAACAAAGUAUAUACUCCUGGUGAUAUCCCAGUUGUUCCACUGAAUUUUGUCCUGAUAUCCCUGGAAAGUCCAUUCAACAGGGAUGUAGUGGAAGGAUGUGUGAAGGAGACGUUGCUUUUCUUGUCGCGAUCCAUUUCCAUCAGACAGAUCGUGGAGUUUUCAUUCAAAGGAAUCGGGGUCCUUGUGAUCAAAGAUGGCAAAGUGAAGAUGAGAUUUUAUAAGGACUUCCUUUGUGCCAUGGACGGAAGUGGGGCUUUGGCAAAAGCCUUAGCUAAUAGGCCUGGCACUGUGGACUCAGUGAUCUCCAGCAGAGAGGGCUUGAGGAAGCCGCUCAGCGGUGGGCUUGCAUUUCCAAGGAUUGAGCUCAAGGAGAUGGAGAACAAAUCACCUAUGGAGACCAUCAUAGAAGAAGAUGAAGAGGAGAGACAAAGGAAGUUCAAGUUAAAAGACAAGUUCAGCAAAGACGAAGGCAUUAGAGAGAUCUCAUCACCCAAGAGACCUCAAGAUGGACUAACUAACUCCCCUGCCAAAGUGACAGAUGUUGGCAAGUUAGAGAGAACUGGGAGUGGUGGGAAGAUUAUGAACCCUGCGCGCUUAUCAUCUCCUGGUUGUCUGAAAAAUGACAAUGAAAUGAAGCCCAGAACAUCUCCAGCCCCCGCUUGCCAGGACCACCAAAGGGCAGGACAGGAAAUGUGCUAUGUAUGUUUGCAACGAGCACAACGAAAUAAUCCGUUGUACUUCGCAGAGGAGAGAAGGAGGAGAGAGAUAGAAGACGAGCAGGUCAUACAGCAGUAUCAGAUGUUGAAAGACCAGGAAGCUCUUUUCAGAGACCAGAUAAGAAAUGUGGCUCUUAGAGAGCGGAAUCAGAAAACUGCUGCCUAUAAUCUUGGAGUUGCUGAAGCUAUGAGAAGCCACAAGAAUGAGAAACCUGAAUUUUAUAAAUCCUAUCUGUUUGAUAAACGGCCACUCAGUCCUGAGCUUAAUGCUUUUAAGCAAGAGGGAUAUUCUCAAAGUCUCCUGAAACAAAUGGACAACAAACGAGAAAAGGAAAUAAAGGAGAGAGAAAACAGAGAAUUGAUGGGCCGUCUGGAGCAAGUGCAACUGACAGAGGAACUUGCUGCACAAAGAGCCAAGUAUUUAAAAGAUAGGAUGGAAAAAACACAGUGUUACAAGAGAGCUUUGGAUGCACAGAUAAGAAACAAACCCAUCCAGCUACCCGUGUUGGAGCCAGACUCCUCAGAGCCCAUCUUUGGUAAGGACGAGGGGGAGCCGGUGGUGGAAAAGCGAAAGCGAGACCAGGAGUACAUGAAACACCAGAUGGAGACAGCUGCUGGCCGCAAGAGGAAAGCCAUUCUGCACCAGCUGGUGGACCAGAGGCGGGAUCUGCAGAUGCUUCGGAGGACACGGCAAGAGUACUUAGCAGACAAGAUUACCGAGCUAGAACGAGUGAACAGAAUCAACCAAUGCUUACAGGAGGACUGGGAAAGGAGUGUUGCAAUGAAGAAGCAGCGGGACCUGGAGGAGAAGGCUUUCGAGCGGGCUUCAGACAAGCUGUUCCUCCUGGACCAGUGCAAGAAUUACCUGCGCUGCAAGCAGUGCCAGAGGCGCCCCUCCAACCUGGGCGAGAGCAACCUGUGGCCCCGGAACAGGUUCCUGCUCGGCUCGCGGCUGCUCGCGUAG